AGAAGUACUCGACUGUCGACUACGUUAUUGUGCUGCGGUUGUAACAGCGUUAUCGUAGUGGCUUGCGUGUAAAGUUUACAACUGUUCGAUCCCUUGAAACUUUGUAUUAUCCUUAAGCUUCAACAUAAAGUGAACUACAAAUUUCCGAAGUUUCAAAAAAUGAACAUAUAAAGUUCGAGUUGACGAUUUCUUUAGUGUUUCGUUGUUAUAAAAGUUUCUACCUGUACGUAAUAUAAGAAGUGUUUUUCGGCGCAACGGUGGACCCAAGCGAGCUUUCGCUUAUGUGCCAGGCAGCCGAACCUUCGUUUUGUUAUUAUGCGAUACUGAACGGCUGCAGAGGGACCUAAAAGCUGCCGAAGAGAAAAAUGAAGCCCGUAGACUUUGGACGGCCGAAGAAGAUUGAGAUCUAAAAAGGACUAAAGUUAACCAACCGUAAGAAAUAAUGAAUAUCAUUCGUAAAGAUUUAUGAGCGGAUGGGCUCGUCAUGCCUGUUUCAAGGAGUUGUAUUUUUACAUGCAAAUAUGAGGCAGUUCUAGUGUUUUUGGUGUUACACGAAUUAAUUGGAUUUUUCACUGUCUGCCAUGCGUGGUUACCCGAUUCAUCAUCAAAAAUCGUUAACGAGAUAGGACAAGUCAAUAGUAUUCAAUUUGCUGGAAACUAUUCGCGGCCAAAUCAUUUUACAAUACUUAACAUCGAUAAUGAUUCGGUAUUGAUCGGUGGACGAAAUGCCAUCUACAACUUAAGUAUUUACGACUUAUCGGAGAGGAAAAGUCGACGGAUAGUAUGGCAUUCAUCAGAGGCAGAUUCUCAGUUGUGUAUUUUAAAAGGAAAAACAGAUGAUGACUGCCAAAAUUAUAUCAGAAUAUGGUUUCAAGUAGACAAUGGCGUCACGCUUAUUUGUGGCACUAAUUCCUAUAAGCCUCUUUGUAGGCAUUACAAACAUAACAAUGGAGUUUUCAUGGUGAGGAAUGAAAUCGAUGGAAAAGGAAAAUGUCCUUUCGAUCCUAAUGACAAUAGUACGGCUAUUUUUAGUAAAGGCCACUUGUACACUGCAACAGUAGCUGAUUUUUCUGCAGCCGAUCCCUUGAUUUAUAGGGAACCGCAGCGUACCGAAACUUCUGAUCUCAAACAACUUAAUGCCCCCGAUUUUAUUAGUUCGAUUAGUUACGAAAACUUCGUAUUUUUCUUCUUUCGGGAAACCGCCGUGGAAUACAUCAAUUGUGGAAAGAUUCGGUAUUCAAGAGUUGCUCGGGUUUGUGAAAACGACAAGGGCGGUCCCGGUCCUCGUCAAUUUCGUGAAAAGUGGACGUCUUUUUUGAAAGCUCGCAUGAACUGCUCGGUACCCGGCGAAUAUCCAUUCUAUUUCGACGAAAUUCAGUCUGCCAGCGACGUGGUGUCGGGCAAAUAUGGGAAAAGCUCUGAAAGUUCCAUUAUUUAUGGAGUAUUUACGACCCCUAGCAAUGCAAUCGGAGGGUCGGCUAUAUGUGCCUACAACAUGCGAGACAUAAUGGCUGCUUUCGAGGGAAGCUUUAAAGACCAAGAAAAAUUAAACUCCAACUGGCUUCCCAUACCCGAGAGUAGGGUUCCAUUACCAAGACCAGGGCAAUGCGUUAACGAUAGCAGACAGUUACCAGGAAAUGUGGCAAUGUUUGCCAGAACUCAUUCAUUGAUGGAAUCUGCCGUUCCUGCUAUCCACGGAAAACCUUUGUUGAUUAGAGUCAGUCUUCAGUAUCGUUUUACAGCAAUAAAUGUUGACGCUCAGGUCCACACAGUAAACGACGAAACUUUUGAUAUUCUCUACAUUGGGACAGACGAUGGAAGAAUCCUGAAGGUAGUCAAUGUACAUCACGCUGACUCGUUCAAAGGAGUCGUCAUUUCCGAAAAUACGGUUUUUUCAAACGGAUCUCCUGUAAAACAGAUAAAAACUGCCCCAGGAUAUGGAAAUGUAAUAGCUGUUACCAAAGACCAAGUUCGAUUAGUGAAUCUAAAUCAUUGUUCAAAAGUAACAGAUUGCAGAAAAUGCGUGGAGCUGCAGGAUCCUCAUUGCGCGUGGGAUACCAAAAAAUUCCAAUGCGUAACUGUAGAAGGCACUUCAAAUAAUAAUAGAAGAAGCUACUUAAUCCAAAACAUCAUGCGCGGAAUGGACCGAAGAUGUUGGGCACCAACAGACGAAAAAUUGUCUGAAGAAAAGGAGUCCGAAGAUGAUAACAUAAAGAAUGAAAUAAUUGAUGACUACAAAGACGGUCGGAAUUCGGUGUUCACGAACAGUAAAGAGCGUGAUCAUGAUUAUGAAGACGUAUUGGCUGAUAAAAGUAUUAGUGGUUGUACAGUUCGACAAAGGCUGCACAUAGUCAUCAUUGGUUCUUCAUUAGUAAGUUUGUUCUUGGGUUUUAUCGGUGGUUAUAUAUUCUCGAAGAAAUUUCACCACCAACCGCAGUAUCCAGAAGCACCAUUCAUCGAACAGCACAACCAUUUAGAAAGACUGAGCAAUCCCCCGAAUAGUUUUUUGGCCCCGAAAGCAAAUAAAACGGUAAACUUAGUAGUGAAUGGACCACAAAAUUCUCAACCUCUUAAAAAAGAUAACUUAGAAACGAACAAAGAUUUAAAUAUAGCCAGUGAUGGGACACUUCAAAAAAUCAAAAAGACUUACAUUUAAGCGAGAAGUCGAUGGUGAAAAAAGUUAAGUGAAUUUAUUAUAUUAGCGGUUGUACCUGUGUUUUUGAAAAGGACCAGUAGCCUUUAAUUGUUAAUGACUAGAAUCGUUUUAAGCUAAUUACUGUCGCAUGUCCCUAGAUUAUUUUUUUUUUAACGCAGUUGACAUUGUUAUUAAUUUUGAUUGGUUAAUGAUUUUGGCUUUAAAAGUGAACGCAUUUUUAGUGCCUUCACGAAAUUCGACAGAAAAAAACUAAACCUUAAUAAAUAUCAAUACAAUCACAAUCGUAGAUUAUUGGCUAUAAGUGCUAAAUGAGGCUAAUUGUGAUAAGAAUGAUGUACCAUUUGAUUUUUAUCUUGGAAAGAUAACAUUUUUGUGUUUCUGUACUAA
This is a messenger RNA of Agrilus planipennis (emerald ash borer), 3043 nucleotides long. It is a transcript of the gene Sema-1a, whose product is annotated as semaphorin-1A. NCBI's taxonomy places the organism in Eukaryota, Metazoa, Arthropoda, Insecta, Coleoptera, Buprestidae. Gene Ontology annotation, biological process: semaphorin-plexin signaling pathway; negative regulation of axon extension involved in axon guidance; neural crest cell migration. The transcript is spliced from 11 exons. The record is from RefSeq and is a predicted model, not a curated record. Gene Ontology annotation, molecular function: chemorepellent activity; semaphorin receptor binding. The coding region runs from base 485 to 2656 and encodes 723 amino acids.